Molecule: messenger RNA, 1191 nt
Organism: Aureococcus anophagefferens
Lineage: Eukaryota; Pelagophyceae; Pelagomonadales; Pelagomonadaceae
Exons: 2
Coding region: 1-1191 (396 amino acids)
Biological process (GO): positive regulation of DNA-templated transcription
Cellular component (GO): Set1C/COMPASS complex
Source: RefSeq, a predicted model, not a curated record
AUGCCGUCGUCGUUCGCCGCCAAGGCGAACUUUCCGGGUAUCGACCCGCCGAGCGAGGCGGUCAUCCGCGAUUACGACGCCAUGUCUGCGCCGGCUAAGGUCGCCAAAGCCAUGCGCGUCGUCGCGUCCCUGCGGGACUCGGCGAAGCGCGUCCGAGAGUCGAACCGACGCUCGCGGACUUCGAAAAAGCAGCGCGUCUCCAAAGGCGCCGCCGGCGCCGCGCCCGCCGGCGCCGCGCCCGCCGCGCCGCCGCGGCGGCCCUCGGGCCGGUCGCGCAAGCAGAUCUCCUACGCCGAGGGCGACGACGACGACGACGCGUCCGACGCGUCCGCCGACGACGGCUCCAACGACGUCUCCAAAGACGCCGCCGGCUCCGCGCCCGCCGGCGCCGCGCCCGCCGGCGCCGCGCCCGCCGGCGCCGCCGACGGCGCCGAAGUCAACGACUUCCACUGCGGCGCGUGCGCCCUCCGGGACACGCCGCUCAUGAUCCAGUGCGAGGCCUGCGACAGCUGGUUCCACUUCGGUUGCGUGGACCUCACCUCCGAGACGGUCCCAGACGGUGCCUUUUUCUGCGGCCGCUGCGCCGCCGCGCGCGCCGAGGAGGCCUCGGCCUCCGCCGCGCUCGUCGCGCUCGCCGUCCCGACGCUGGACGCGCCGGCCGCGCCUCACGUGCUGGACGCGGACCAUCGGCUCGUCGCCAAGCUCGGCGGCUUUUUUAGCAACGCCGCGAGCGCCCCCGUCGAGAAGCGAAAACGUGACGACGCUCUGCGAGGCCUGAAAAAGGUCCCCGACCUGCACCGCGACCUCACGCUGGUGCUCACGAGCCAGAACCAGCACUACCGGUCCCUCCGGGUCUGCUUCCAGUCGUCCGUCGUCGACGUCGUCUUCCGCCUGCUGGCCUUUACGCUGACCGACGAGUUCUUCGAGGAGGACAACAAAGUCGCGUGCGCGAUGGCGUGGCUCGCGGAACUCGUCGAGACGGUCCACGACCCGAAGACGAGGCGGUUCCUCACGGCCAAAAGAGACAUCAUCUGCCGCAUCGUCGGACGCCUCGGAAACCGGCUUCUCGACUGCGGCUUCACGGUCCAGGAGGCCCGGCGCGAGGCGCCGCGCAGCGUGCGCCCCGCGGGCGUGUGGCCCGGCGGCUCCUUCGACGGCGUUUUCGCGUGGAUCAGUAAACUCCGCGCUUGA